GGCAGCGACAGUGCGUCGUUGUCAGGCGUUCAUGCCUGCCGUCUUCUUGUCUUGUUAAUCAAAUCCAUUUUGGGUUUUAAGUGUGUGACAAUUAAUUUUCGCUGUUUCCAGCAAGUGUUGCAGCGCAGUAGGCAAGCAUUUAAGCUGUCUAAUUGAAUUGAAGUGUGUACAUUGCGCAAUUGAAGGCAAGUGAACUGGUGUAGGAGUGUGAGUGUGUGUUUUAGCGACAAGCGAUUGAAAAAGUAUGACUAUGAGACUUCAAUUUGGAGUUUAAAGCGCACUUAAGCGCCUUAAAGUAGGCUACAUUUUUGGAAAAAAGCGCCUUUCGGAGGGAAUAGGGGGCUGAGCGCUGGGUGUAUUGCUGGAUUUUGUAAAAGGAAAUGUUUUGAAGAAGUUAAAGAACUGAAAUUUUGAAAAAUCAAGAAAUAACUUUUUUUUUAUUUUAUCAAAAGCGAGUGUGAGAAGUGUAAAUAUGGAAUUUCCGGACAUGAGCAUCAGUCGCAUAUUUUCUAUACCCAAAGGCUAGCUAGCCAAACAAAACAAUUUAAUUUUGUUUUUAAUUUUCAAUUUUUUUUUUAGAAAAAUUUCUUGAAAAAAUUGUAGUUAUAAAAAAAUUGUGCAACUAUGGUAGCAAAGUCACUAUGACUAGCAAAAUAAUAUGCAAAACAUUUCUUAAAAAAUCAUAAAAAAUUUAAAGUUGAAAAACUUAUAACUAAAUUUGGAAUUGUAACAGAAAAGCUAUGAAGAAUUGCAAAAUUAAAUACGAACCUGUUUUUAAAAAAUCGUAGAAAAAUUUUACGUGAAAAAUUCAAAACUUAUUAAAAAGUGUGGAAUUGUAACAAAGAAGCUGUAAUUAAACUUAAAGUUAAUGCGAACCUGUUUUCUAAGAAUUGUAAAAAAAUUUCAAGUGAAAAAUUACAAGUUUAAAAAUUAAUACAAUACUAAAACAGUGCAAUAACAUGCUUUUCGAAAGUCGUGAAUUCCUUCAAGACACAAAAAAAAUUAAAAUAUUUUUUGUUUAAAAAAAAAUAUUCUAAAACCGAUAAUUACUUGAAAAAAAAAAUCACCAAAACUUCAUAACAAAAAUUAAAAAUAAGAAAAUGUAGUAGUACAUACCUAUUGUUGUGCUAGGAAAAACCUCAAAAUAAAUACAAAAAUAAAAAUUCCUACAUGAGAGCAUAUUAAAUUACGCAAACAUUUAAUACUAACGCAAAACAACGAUUUAUUCAAAAUAAAAAAAGAAAUUUAAAAUAUUCCUCAUUAGGAAAAUAUUCAAAUAAACCUUCAAAAGCCCCACACCAAAAAAAUGUUGCUGCUAGGCCUCUUCAGUCACAUCCUAAACAGUGGCAGAUACAUUACGACACGGCGCUCAAAUGCCAGUCAACACAUGGAUUUACGUGUUAUCUUCAUAAUUUUCCUGCUCAAAUGGUCGUAUGCACAAGGCUCGCAUCCGCCACGGAUUGUUGAGCAUCCGAUAGAUACGACGGUGCCGCGGCAUGAACCGGCGACACUUAAUUGCAAAGCGGAGGGCUCGCCAACGCCCACAAUCCAAUGGUUUAAGGAUGGUGUGCCACUGAAAAUACUGCCAGGCUCCCACAGGAUUACACUGCCGGCAGGUGGUUUGUUUUUUCUCAAGGUUGUAAACUCGCGCCGUGAAACCGAUGCUGGCGUCUAUUGGUGUGAGGCGAAAAAUGAGUUGGGUGUGGCGCGGAGUCGGAAUGCGACAUUACAGGUUGCCGUGUUGCGCGACGAAUUCCGUCUGGAACCACAGAAUACUCGCAUAGCACAGGGUGACACAGCAUUGUUGGAAUGUGCCGCACCGCGCGGCAUACCCGAACCGACGGUCACAUGGAAGAAAGGUGGCCAGAAAUUAGAUUUGGAUAGUACGAAGCGUGUACGCAUAGUCGAUGGCGGUAAUCUGGCCAUACAGGAUGCACGUCAAAGUGACGAGGGUCAAUAUCAGUGCAUUGCCAAGAAUCCUGUGGGCGUACGAGAAUCUGUGUUGGCGACGCUCAAGGUGCACGUGAAACCGUUCAUCAUACGUGGCCCGCAUGAUCAAACGGUGCUGGAAGGCUCAUCAGUGACGUUUCCUUGUCGCGUUGGCGGUGAUCCAAUGCCAGAUGUUUUAUGGUUGCGCACAGCAUCCGGCGGAAAUAUGCCAUUGGAUCGCGUGAGCGUCCUAGAAGAUCGCAGCUUGCGUCUAGAACGCGUCACCAUUGCGGACGAAGGCGAGUACAGCUGUGAGGCGGAUAAUGUGGUCGGCGCGAUUUCCGCCUUGGGAACGUUAACAGUUUAUGCACCUCCCAAGUUCAUACAGCGACCGACUAGCAAGUCUAUCGAGCUGGGUGCCGACACUUCGUUUGAAUGCCGCGCAAGUGGCAACCCGCGGCCUACACUCUUCUGGACAAUAAAAAAUAACCGCACGAUUAUAUUUCCUGGCGCGCCGCCACUCGAUCGUUUUCAGAGCUUAAACACCGAGGAGGGCCAUUCCAUAUUGACGCUGACAAAUUUUCAACGCACCGACCGCGAUUUGGUUGUGGUUUGCAAUGCAAUGAAUGAAGUGGCAACUAUAACGGCGCGUGCUCAGCUCACACUCGACUCACAAGAAGACCGACCGCCGCCUAUUAUCAUUGCAGGUCCGGUCAAUCAGACGCUGCCUGUUAAGUCGAUGGCCACGCUUCAAUGCAAGGCUAUUGGUUUGCCAAAUCCAACGAUUUCCUGGUAUCGUGAUGGCAUACCCGUGCAUCCGAAUGCGAAGGUGAACAUCACAGCAGCCGGCGAUUUGAUAAUUUCCGACUUGGACCGCAAAGAGGAUCAGGGUUUGUAUACAUGUGUGGCAAGCAGCCGCACCGGCAAGUCCACGUGGAGUGGCUACUUGCGCAUCGAAGUGCCCACCAAUCCGAAUAUUAAAUUCUAUCGCGCACCCGAACAAACCAAAUGUCCCAAUGCGCCCGGGCAACCCACAGUGCUGAAUGCCUCCGCCAAUGCACUUACCAUUGUCUGGCCGACGAGCUAUAAGGCGGGCGCUUCGCCACUCCUCGGCUACACAGUCGAAAUGUACUCGACGAACAAGAGUAAGACGUGGAUUCCCAUUGCCGCACGCUUGAGUGAACCCAUUUUCACGGUUGAAGGCCUCAGUAGUGGAGCGGCGUAUAUGUUUAUUGUGCGCGCAGAGAAUGCGCAUGGUUUCUCGCCGCCUAGUCCCAUUUCAGAGCCAAUUACGGCGGGCAAAUUAGUCGGUGCCGGCAGUAGAAUUGGUGGGGGCUCCUCAAGUGGGGGUGGUGGUAUUGGUGGCAGCGCUGGUGGAGGCGCAGGCACAUCCGAACUGCUACUCAAUGAAGCGGAAGCUGUGCUGCAGACAAGCGACAUGGUCGAGCUCUUGGAGGCCAAUGCCACCGAUUCGACAACAGUACGCCUCGCUUGGGACAUUGACAGCGGUCAGUACAUCGAAGGUUUCUACAUUUAUGCGCGUGAAUUACACUCGGCUGAGUACAAAAUGAUGACCAUAUUGAAUGCGGGCAGUGGUGCGUCGGCAUGCACCGUAAAUGGAUUGGAGAAGGCAAGCAUGUAUGAGUUUUUUCUUGUGCCAUUUUAUAAGAGCAUCGUAGGCAAACCAUCCAAUUCGAAACGUAUACGCACCAUGGAAGAUGUACCCGAGUCACCGCCACACGCAAUGGAGGCCAUACAAUUCAAUCGAUCAUCGGUAUUUCUCAAAUGGCAGCCACCCUAUCCGAAUAAGACACGAAAUGGCAUUUUAACCAACUACAAUGUGCUGGUAAAGGGUCUGGACUCACAUAAUACAACACGCAUUUUUAAAAAUAUGACAAUCGAUGCCGGCUCACCAACAUUGUUGUUGGCCAACCUCAGCACUGGUGUUACGUAUUACAUUUCCGUUGCGGCUGCUACAAAGGUGGGCGUGGGCCCAUUCAGCAAGCCAGCCGUAUUGCGUAUGGAUCCACGCACACAAUCGUUGGAUACGGGAUAUACAAGAUAUCCCAUCAAUCGCGACAUUGCCGACGAUUUUCUAACACAGACUUGGUUCAUCAUUUUACUGGGUUCCAUUAUAGCGUUAAUUGUGUUUCUAUUCGGCGCUUUGGUCCUCUUCAAACGCUACCAAUUCAUUAAGCAAACAUCGUUGGGCAGUUUACAUGGCAAUCACGCAAUCGGUGCCGUGCGAAAAUUCCCUACGCUACCUUUGAAUGCGAAUGGCGUCUGGAUCGAUUCGACUGGUGGUGUAUGGCGUCAGGCCAGUAGCUGUACGACAAAGGACCAACUUCCGGAUUACGCACAAGUCACGGGCCAGCAAACGUUGCCAUUACCCGAUUAUGAACGCCUAACACCGCUUAACAUGCCCGAUUAUGCAGAGGUUGCAUGUUCAACAUUCAAAUCGCCGAACGGCGCGCUGGCACACGUAACGCCAAACGGAAAUGCACAUGCCAUACUGCAGCAAACAUCCGGUGGUAAUGGCAACAAUAUGCCAGCGCUCGCUGGCAAUGCGCUCUAUGACAGCUGUGGCGCGUAUGCAACAACAAAUUUGGUGGCAAAUGCCAAACUCUAUCAGAAUCGCUAUGGCAUCACCGGCACUGCCGCCACCACCACGACGACGACGACGAUGAAAACGAUACCAUUGCCACCGGCAUCGGCCAAUGGCAAGGCAACACGCCAACUAAACAAUACCGGCAACAGUGGCAGUAACAACAAUAACAAUAGUCCAGCACACACACACAGCAAGCACGAUGACUAUCGCGCUACUGGCAUGUAUUCAGCGCCACCUAGCGCCCACUACGCUGGACUCAUCGAUUUGGCUGCGGCCAAUCCCUUCAAUGACAAAAUGACCGCCUCCACCGCUUCUACGGCAAUUUUGAGCGCCUCACCAGCGCGCAGCGUCAACAACAAGAAAGUUUCACUCUCCAAUGCGCUCGACGCGAAAAGUCUCUAUGGCGGCAGCUGCGCUGGCAGUCAACAAAAAAUCAACAUUACCGAAAAUAAACUGGAUCUCAUGAGCAACCAAAGUCGCAUCUCGCCCACACCCACAAAUGGCUCGUCCGCCUCGUCUGGCGCAACCGCAUCCAGCUCCGCGGGCAGUGAUAGUAUUGGCGCGUCGACAAAACCGACAGCGCUUAUGCCGCGCCUGAAUCCCUUCAACAGCAACGCCCCCAUCGCCAAUAGCAGCAAUGUCACCGCUAGCGCUAAUCAACGCCAAUUACAACAACAGCAGCAGCAACAACAGCAGCUACUAGCCGCCAGCAAUGCGCUACGCCAAGGACUUGGCGCCUUUGCCAACACCACUUUGGCCGCGCAGAUGGUAAACGGUGGUGGCGCGGGCACUUUGCGUCGCCAACGACAUCCGAAAAUAUUCAAAAGCGAAAAUAACAUUAACUUUGGCAAUCACUAUGGUAGCGGCAAUGUAGGCGCCAGCAACAAUAAAUCACAGCUGCUUAUCAACCACAUUGGUGGCGGUGGAGGUGGCGGCAGCGGCGGCGGCAAUGUGUUAUCGCUAAGCACCGCAAAGAGCAGCGCCGCACACUUUGAUUUUCUCACAGGCGGCGAUGAUGGCGAACUGGCAGGGGGCGGCGGCGGCGGUGUUGACUACACUAACAGCAGCUGCGCUGCGGCCAACGACUUUGGCGCUGUACUUAGCACAUCAACGAAUCAACUGCUUAACGAUUGGACUUCCAGCGCCUCCAUAGCCACCGAGAAGCAGUCGCUUGCACACUCACACAUCAGCCACCCACAACCAACCCACCAAUCCCAGCAUCAGCAACAGACAAACUACAAUCACAGCUUUGGCAGCAAGCAGCCAAGUAAGCAACAUUUGUAUGUGAAGGCGAAAGAUGGCUCAUGGUCGGCCGUAUCCUCGGAUGCAUAUCAGUCCUACAAGCAGCAGCAGCAGCAGCAACAGCAAUCGCUAACAUCAGGUGAUAAAUCACAGCAACAGCUAGAAAAACAACAGCAUUCAACUGCAAGUCAUAAUAGUAAUUUUAAUGCUAGCAAUAAUAGUUGUAAUAUGAAUAGUAGUAGUUUGGCAGGCGUAGCUCAGAAAAGCUCGGAUAGUUGCUUGAAUGCAUAUAGCGCCUCGCCGCAGAAGAGUAGCGCCGCUAAGAAUAUUAUUAGUAGUAAUUAUAGUAGUACGCCCGCCGCCCACCACCAAACCGAAACCCAAGCACUCACAGUCACAGUCACAGCCGCCAACAGCACACCCACACACCCGCAAGCUCAAGCGCAAGCGCAGCAAAGCAUAACUGCUACAGCAACAACAUAUUUUAGUAGCUUCGGACCAAGCGAUAGGGUAUAAGGUCUCAAUUAAUUGUAAUUCUCACUCGGCUCAUGAAAAAGUACUUUGGUAAGUAGCGCUUGCUUUUCUAGGCAGAUAGCGAGUCACUGGGAAACUAUCGUAGUGCUAAUAAGAUUGGAGUAUUAAGCAACCGAAAGGUAAACUACGUUAAGUAAUUAACUGCUAAGAGAGUUUACUGUACCAUACAAAUAUGCAAAAUAUUAUAUUUAGUGAAAAAUAUGUAGUGACUAGCCCAGGCAAAGCAAAGAAUACGUACAGAAUAACGACUUAUCUAAACACUAAAGAAGAACAGUAUGCUGGGUAUGUAUAGCUGAAUAUAGAUACUUCAUGGUGUUUUGGUGUUAAAAUCGUUAUAUGCAGAGAUUCAAAGGUAACAUAAUUUAUGGAAGAUAUAUGUACGUACUUUAUAGAAUAUUCUUACGCAUAAGGCAACGGCUAAAUUCGUCGAUCGAGUGGAAGCAAUGAGAAAACUCAUGAAAAAUUAAGAAACGUGAUUUUCAGCAUAUUCAAAGAAUUGAUGUUUUCUAAUAGCUAAUAAAUAACGAAAUAAUAUCCCAAGGAUUUUUGUAAUACAAUUUGUAGCGUAAGAUUCUAUACACCUCAAUAGCCUAAAGGCGAAAUUUCUAACAGUUUUUCACUCGACAAAGCU
Molecule: messenger RNA, 6944 nt
Organism: Rhagoletis zephyria (snowberry fruit fly)
Lineage: Eukaryota; Metazoa; Arthropoda; Insecta; Diptera; Tephritidae
Gene: robo3
Product: roundabout 3
Biological process (GO): axon guidance; homophilic cell-cell adhesion; dendrite self-avoidance
Cellular component (GO): plasma membrane; axon
Molecular function (GO): cell-cell adhesion mediator activity
Source: RefSeq, a predicted model, not a curated record